AUGAUCCAACGAAUGUCGCCGACCGCGAAUGACGCGAGGUCAAUGCCGAUUGUUUUCAAACUCGACUCUGCCGGCUGUUACAGGGGUAGGAUCUCGUUUCCUGGUUACAUCAGCAAACCGACUGUUUUACCCGAGAUUCGGAAUCCGUCAACAAAACCACCCUUAAUGUUUGAGCUGCUGGAACAGGCUGAUCCGGUUUUCGAGACAGCGCUAAUUCACUCUGCUAAGGUUUAUGUUGGCGAGCGUGAAACCGAACCACGUCACCUUUCACCGAGGGUACAAGUGGUGCCGUCCGACAUGAAGACAUUUGAAGCCGCGAUAUGCUCUAUUACCGGCGAAGAGACCGUCGCGUCAAUCCGUGUGUUUGGUCAGGUUCUGCACGACUCUAUAGACGCUGUUACCCGUUACUUCCGCGACCGAUUUGAUUUUUCCGAGUUUUGUGCCUUGCUGGACGUUUGUCGAGGUGAUGAGCAGUGGGUGACCAUUGUGGAUUCUCUCUGUGACAAGAGUCCUGGACGCAAAUAUGAUGAUGCUCUACUUAGACGGAUGGUACAAUUCGUGACACGGAAUGAUCCGAACGGUUUCUGCAAAUUUAUCAACUCGGCCUCCGGCGACUACAUUGAUCGCCGCGUCCACGUAUGGGCUACUUUGUUAGGUCUUGAAUCGGACAAUCCAACCAAGACUGACUUGAUUCGGGCUGUGAAGACCAGGGGCCCUCCUGUGGAAAAUGACGAUUCGGGUGAAACUAAGAUAAAGAUCAAAAGGGGUAAGCGGCGUGCCGGUCCAAGAUCGGUAGCGUCCUUACCUGUGGCGACGGAUCUUACGUACAACGACGAGGCUUUCACUUUGCAGUUCCGGGGCAAGCUGAUCAAGUGGACAGUCCAGCAGUUUCAGCGGUGUACCGGUGCGACUCAGAUGCAGAUGAAUCUAUAUCAAGUGCCCAAGUCCGCCAUGGAGGCCCAGAAGCUAAUGAUUGGAAGCCUGGUAAAAGUCUCAGUUGAGAAGCAUGAGCGUACACUUUCUGUAUCAAUACACCGGAACUUUGACGAAUCUGCGGUGGAAGAACGCCACGAGGCUCUAGAUAGAAAUGUGCUUGUCAAGAUGUACGAUUCAGCCCCUGGAAUCACUUGUGUGUGGAUCCCCCAACCAUCACGUUCGGUGUCGAGGAUUCAGGCUUCGGUGCUGAAUGCGAAGUUCCCACCACUGCCACCUAAAACGACCAAGGACACCAUCAAGCCAUACUACGAGCGUGUCGACGACGAAAUCAACUAUGUCUCGAACGGGGUCACUACUACUGUGGCCAAGAGUGCACACAUCGGCUCAAUGAUGGGCAAUCUCGUAAGAGUAUCGGGGAAACAUGCCUGUAUUUUCAAGGUAUUGGAGGGCGCCAUAAAGUCUAGGUCUGUCUCUAGGCUACGGUGGGCUUUCGAAACAACUGUGACGCAACUGGAUUAUGUUGGAGUUGAAUGGAAGUCGAUCGGCAACUUUACCGUGGCCAGAAAGAUGGCUAACGCGAGAAUCAGGCAACAGCUUGAGACGGGCGAGCGGAAGGCAAACUACCGACUUGAAGUAUGCAACACCGCAUCUUACGAGUACUUCAAUGCCAAGAACACAGUCCUCGAUAGACCACCAGAGAAUGUACUCCCAGAAUCGAAGUACCUGGCAGUCCCGUGUCUCGCAUACCACGAUAUCGACCCCAAGACCCUAAAUGCCGCGGGGAAGAACAGUAACAUCCGCCUGCUUGACCAUAAUGUUGUGCGCCACAACGUGUACAAUGUGGAUGCUAAGUUCCAGCGCGCAAAGAUGAACUUCUUGGGUGGUCCUAACGUAACACGUCUUCAACUAAAGCCCCUCAAGGUUCCGGCGCCACAAGAUGAGGGCUCACAUUUCCAGCUGAGGACGGCUCACAUUCUAAUCCCACGGGAUCCCCAUGGGUGUGAGCGAGGUCUUAAGCUGAAGACAACCUGGAAAAAAGUCGCUACAGAUGCGCUUGUGAAUAAGGACCUAUUUGAGAAACAGAUGGGAUGUGAAGUCCGGGCUUGCAAACACACAACCAACGCUAGGCGUGGCACCCCCGGUCAAGAUGUUGUGAGUGAAACCGGGGGGGUUAUCGGCCGGCGAAGGCUCCCAGUGGCAGCAGAUUUCCCCAACGGCAGAUUGCCAUUUAAACUUAGCGAAUCCCACAAACUAACAUCGUACACCAUCAGUGUUAUUGAUCUUGUGGAUCGCGACAGUGACAGCGCUGUUGUCAAGGGCCUCGGAGUCUCGGACGUUGGGAUUUCGACAGCACACUCUAUAUAUGAUCCAGACAAUAAGCGCUUCUGGGAGUUUGGUCGAGGUGCCACUGGAUUUCUCUGCGAUACACUGGCCAAGAGAGUAGACAAGGAGAAGUCGGCUAAGAAUGUGUCGAUGGCAAGAUUGUUUAAGAGAGCCUUGCGUGCCCGUGUACGGCGUCUUCAUGAAGUAUGGCUUGCUGCCACCCUGGCACUAUUCUCCGAGUUUGCGUACUCGUUCUCUACCACUGCGGCCUGGAUGAAGUCCGAGUUAAGCAAGAGAACACACCGUCGAGCUGGAAUUCUCUCACUCUGUCGAUUCCACGACAAACUGACACGGGCCACAUCUUCACCAAAGUCAUCAUGUACUCUUGUGGAUUUGGGUGACGAAAAAUAUACGACAUCUAGAAAAAAACUAGUCCCCAAUGAUCUAAUAAAUGAAGGCGGUCUAGGUGAGCUUAACGCAAUGACCCUGCUACGAUGA
Molecule: messenger RNA, 2757 nt
Organism: Sphaeroforma arctica JP610
Lineage: Eukaryota; Ichthyosporea; Ichthyophonida
Exons: 2
Coding region: 1-2757 (918 amino acids)
Source: RefSeq, a predicted model, not a curated record